This is a messenger RNA of Drosophila virilis, 2206 nucleotides long. It is a transcript of the gene dwg, whose product is annotated as deformed wings. Gene Ontology annotation, cellular component: nucleus. Gene Ontology annotation, biological process: regulation of DNA-templated transcription. The record is from RefSeq and is a predicted model, not a curated record. NCBI's taxonomy places the organism in Eukaryota, Metazoa, Arthropoda, Insecta, Diptera, Drosophilidae. Gene Ontology annotation, molecular function: RNA polymerase II cis-regulatory region sequence-specific DNA binding; DNA-binding transcription factor activity, RNA polymerase II-specific; zinc ion binding.
CGACGCCAUUUUGAAGCGAGCGAGACUGUGUGACUGUGCAUAUGCCAAUACAAUUUGUGUGUGUUUUUUUUUAACUCGAGCCAACAGUACACGCGAAUGGCAAAUAGAAAAGAAGUUGCGCAUUAAAAUCGGCGCUAUACAUUUGCAGUUGUAAACAGUGGCAACUGCAACUGCGGGCAAAAAACGCAAACGAACAAUAUAUUUACACAGCCAAGCAGAAAUGAUGAGCGGCAGCAAAUCAGGCGUGGUGCUCAACUGCCGCACAUGCACCCGUGCAUGUAAACAAUAUAAAUCGCUGCAAGACGAAAUUGAGAUCGGCCCUGAGGGCAGCACCACGCUCGCCAAUAUGCUGCACUAUUGCUCCAGUCUUUCGUUCGAGCCGCAGGAUGGCGCUGCAAUGCCGCAACACAUAUGCAUGCAUUGCCUGCAGUUGCUGGAGCAGGCAUUCAAUUUCAAGCGCAUGGUCAUCGAUUCCGAUGAGCUGCUACGUCUGGGCCUCGAGGAAAUUGAUAACAACAAUGCCAAUCUGAACGCUAACAACCAGGAGUAUGUAAUGAUCGAGCUGCUUAGCGAUGAGGCCGAGGCCCAACAGUCUGCGGAUAAAACGGGCUCUAUUUCUCAAGAUGUUUCCGCACUCGUUGAGGCCUACAAUGAUCAAGAACAAGAGCACGAUGAAUUUGUCGUCGAAGAUGUGAGCGCGGAUACUGAGGCAGGGAUUGGUGCGGAGUUAGAGUCGGAGGAUGCACUCGAACCGCUUAACGACUUCCAAACGGCUGACAUUGAGUAUGUGACGAUCAAAAGUGAAUAUGACUCGCAGGUGGAGGACGACGAUGACAUCGAGGUUAUGGACUCGCCGCGUCUCGAAACGGUCAGUGAGCAAAUACAAAUCCAAAUGCUCGAUGACCUAAUGGUCAUCAUGUCUGGCGAGGAGCCCAUCGAUGAGGUAAUUGGCGAAGUCGAGGGCGACGAUAUACUGGACAUGGAGCGCGAGGAGCACUUGCUGACUGGCGAUAGCGAGGAGGGUGAGGAUUUUCUGGACGACUCAAUGGACGGCUCUGCCUCGAAUCAGGUAGCCGCCGGACCUGGCGGCGAGGUGCUACCACAUGUUUGUCAUGUCUGCAACAAGGCAUUCCGUCAACAGUGCCGUCUCAAUCAACAUAUGCGCUCCCAUGUGGACGAGAAGCUGUACACUUGCGAGAUGUGCGGUAAGAAGCUGAAGCACUUGCGCAACUACAAAGAGCACAUGCUGACCCACACAAAUGCUAAGCCUCAUCAGUGCUUGGUCUGUGCACGCUUUUAUCGCACCACAUCCAGUCUGGCUGCCCACAUGCGCACCCAUGCCGAGGACAAGCCGUUCAAGUGCGAUCAGUGCGGGCGCAGCUAUGCGGCCUUUGAUCAUCUGCGUCGCCACAAGCUGACACACACCGGCGAGCGUCCCUAUGCGUGUGAUUUGUGUGAUAAGGCCUACUACGAUUCGUCGUCGCUGCGCCAGCACAAGAUCAGCCAUACGGGCGAAAAGGCAUUCACCUGCGAAAUCUGCGGCGUUGGCCUCUCACAAAAAUCCGGCUAUAAGAAGCACAUGCUUGUCCAUUCCGGGGAAAAGCCGCACAAAUGUCACAUCUGCGGACGUGCCUUUACCUUCACCAGCAACCUAAAUGCCCAUGUGCGUCUGCACUCCGGUGAGAAGCCAUUCAAGUGCGACAAAUGCAUGAAGGCAUUCCCCACCAAAAAGCGCCUAAACAGCCAUAUGCGUGUCCACAACAAGGAAGCACCAGUUACUGCAACCAGCAAUCCCAUCGGCACCAAUACUGGCACCAUCGGCUCUAUGCAUGGCCAACGCGUAGCGGUGGUGGCGGCCGGCCGUCGCACAGCCAUGAAUAUGCCCGACGUAAUGGAUCAGCAGGUUUCCACCUCCAAAGUAGUUGUGGUGCUCUAAAUAUCGUACUGACUAAGCUUAGUUUUAACUUGUAUCACAUAGAAAUCUACACCUACCUAUGUAUAUAGUAUAUAGAUAUACAUACGUACAUACACAGGCAUGUCCAUCUAUCGCUAUUUCAUCACAAAGCUUGCGAUUCCCGGGUCCAGUAAAUGAGCUUUACUGCACCUGCAAAGAAUCGCAGACUCAAAAGAAAUGCCCUGACACACGAAUACAGAUGUUCAUAAAUUUCAAGUAAUCAGGUUUCAAUAGUUUUCUCAAUGGAAAAAA